Molecule: messenger RNA, 1110 nt
Organism: Echinococcus granulosus
Lineage: Eukaryota; Metazoa; Platyhelminthes; Cestoda; Cyclophyllidea; Taeniidae
Exons: 1
Coding region: 1-1110 (369 amino acids)
Biological process (GO): anatomical structure morphogenesis; cell differentiation; regulation of transcription by RNA polymerase II
Molecular function (GO): RNA polymerase II cis-regulatory region sequence-specific DNA binding; DNA-binding transcription factor activity, RNA polymerase II-specific
Source: RefSeq, a predicted model, not a curated record
AUGCCUGGGUUGAAUAAGACGCGGACAGCUGCAUUCUCGACCAAUAGGAAAGCUACGCGUUCUCCCUGCUUGCACGUGAUUGGUUUUUAUCCGAGUCAUGAUUUUGCUGAGGUGUUUGCACCCCCCACAAAAAUGUUUUCCGACUGCUCAAGUCCGGAACAGCCUCAGCAGCUAACGCAACAGACACCGAUCCCCUAUUCAGAGUACACACAAUUUUGGAGUCCUCCAGCGCCUCCAGAUCCUGCAAAUUCCACCGCCUCCUCAACAAACGCUCCCACAUGGAGUCAGGAGUGGACCGGCUCCCAGAUAAGUGGGCAGGCAUGGCCAUCCCAUAGAUCCCUGGAGCCUGUUCAAUCACUGAAUCACCUCGCUUCCAGCGAUGCUUCCAACCACUCAAAGCCGCCGUAUUCCUAUAUUUCUCUCAUUACCAUGGCCAUUCAGUACUCUCGCAGUCGAAUGUGCACACUGUCAGAAAUUUACGAUUUUAUCACAAAUCUCUUCCCUUACUACCGACACAAUAAGCAGCGUUGGCAAAACUCUAUCCGCCACUCCCUUUCCUUCAAUGACUGUUUCGUCAAAGUGGCCCGUGGCCCAGAUCGUCCUGGCAAGGGUUCCUUCUGGACUCUCCACCCAGAUUCUGGCAACAUGUUCGACAAUGGUUGUCACCUUCGUCGACAAAAGAGGUUUAGAGACCCAGCACGUGAGGCGGCUCGGCUGGAACGCAAGAAAAAGUCGAAAGGCCUAACCACACAGAUAACGUCGAAAGAGCAAAAGAAAACUACUGCUGAAGGGGAAGAGGUUGUGGAUGUCGAUUUGGAGCCUGAGAAGGGCGCUUUACCUCUCCAACCGAUGGAAUGGCGAGGUGAAGAGGAAGUGGCUGGAUGGACACCGGAGGGGUGGUGCUGUUUUGAUCCACUACCACCACCUCCCCCUCCACCACCACCACCACCGCCACUUCUGCAGCCACCGUCUCGUCAUGCGAUGCCACAUCUGACAACCUCGCAGACCUGGUGGACCUCAGUCAUGUCUUUCGACGCCUCCACUAAUACCACCACCACAACCUCGCCACCUACACCGCUAUCAACCUUACCAUCCGACUACUAUUCCUAG